UUGUCCGUGCGCUCCGUACUCAACACUUCCCAUCCCGGGAGGAGAGCGGCGCACAAGAGCAGACUCUCUCUCUCUUUCACUCUCUCUCUCUCUCUCUCCCUCGCACACUUUCUCUCUGUCUGUCUCCGCCGUACACACACACACACAAGGACGCCCGCGCGCGCGCACGCUCCGUAUACGUCUCCACUUCGCGGGAGUAAAUUACGGCAUUGAUCUUAACGCCGAGUGCGGAUCUGUUUCUUUCUUGUGUUGGCGCUUUCUUCCACGGUGACACUUGGAGAAACGUGACUCCUCUCGUACUGAAUGUCUGUAAGGACCCCUUGUCAUGUCCGUUUAGCUCCCCUGCGUGAUGCCUGAUCAUGACAGCACCACCCUCCUAACCAGACAGACCAAACGCAGACGUGUCGACAUCGGGGUGAAAAGGACCGUGGGUAGCGCGAUAUUCGGCCGCGCCAGGGAGACCCUGCUCGACAGCAUGAACCAAUCGCACGCCAUGGACCAGGACGGAGACUGCUCGCUGGUUGGUCACGGCCACGGGGGCGCCAGUGUCGACGGAGAGAAGUCCAACGUUUUGAGGAAGUUGCUCAAGAGGGCCAACUCGUACGAAGACGCCAUUAUGCCUUUCCCCGGCGCCACCAUCAUCUCUCAGCUGCUGAAGAGUAAUAUCGGGAAGAAUGGGGGAAGUGACUCUGGCUUCCAGGGAAGUGGAGCUCUGUCCAGUGGCGGCUCUGAGAUCCAGGCCGAAGACGCUUGUAGCAACUCCUCUCACGACCGGGACAGCCCCUCCGACUGCCUCUCCCCAGGCCCUCCUCUUCCUCCUCCACCUUCCUCCUCCUCCUUCGGGCGUCCCCCUCCUGCGUCCGCCCUCAACUCCCACGCUCCAUCUCAGCAGCCCCUCUCCCUCUCCUCCUUCGACUUGGACCGGCUCUCCGACGAGCACCUCCGUGCCAAGCGUGCCCGCGUGGAGAACAUCAUCCGCGGCAUGAGCCACUCGCCGCUGGUGCGGCCCAACGCCGGCGACCACAGCCAGGAGAGCAACCGGGAGAACGAGAACAGCAGCAACAACAGCAGCAGCAGCAACGACCACAGAGGAGACGGGAACGGCCACAACCCCGGCGGCCAUAACCACAGCCGGAGCGACGGGCCUUCAUCGCUGCUGAGCUCUCCGGGUUCGCGGGGCGGCGUGGUUGGCGUUGGCGAGGUUUAUAGGGAGAAUAAGAGGAAGCAGCGUCUGCCGCAGCAGCAGCACAGCUUUACUCAGCUGGUGUGUUCAAGGCAGGAGCAGAGGCAGGAGGAAAGACGGCAACUUAAACUGCAACUGGAAGACAUGCAGAAACAGCUACGUCAACUCCAGGAGAAGUUCUACCAGAUCUACGACUCUGAAACCGAAGAAGAAGAAGACAACGGUGAGGCCGAUCGUGGACGAGAAAGAGAAGAGGACGGUAACCUUUCAGAGGACAGUAUACGCUCUGACGGCCUGGAGGAGAGGCACCGAGACCGAGGGCGACACAGCCACGACGACCUGUCGGAGCUAGACCCCGGCCUGUUCCUGGAUCGGGCCAGAGCACUCCUCCGAGAGCAGGCUCUGAUCGACGGCGAGCUGGAGGAAGAUGUGGAUGGCCGGGAAGAGGAGGAGAGGAAUGGUGAGAAGGUGAUGAAGAGGAGAGGAGCGGGAGGAAGGCAGUUAGCUGAGACGCUGAAGCAGGAGCUGAACUGUGCCGUGUCGCAGGUGGUCGACACCGUCGUCAAGGGCUUCUCCUCGCCAAAGCAGGCCGUCAGUCACCAUCACGGCUGCCACAGUAGCACGCCGGCUGCCCCCUCCUCCUCCUCUAACUCGUCUUCAUCCUGUCCUCCACCUUUCGGUCCUCUCCCCUCUCUGACUCCAGACUCACGCUUCGGCGGUGGCGCCUUGGCGCUCAGUCUGAACGGCGAUGGCAGCCCUACCCCGAACUACCACUCCUCCAACCAGAGGCUGCACUGCUUUGGUGAUGUAAUCGUCCCGAGCCCACUGGAUUCAUUUGGCGGUUUGAGCGGCAGACUGAGCGGCGUGCCGACGCCAAACGACCAGACUGAAGCGCUGCCGCUGGUGGUGCGCAAAAGCGGCGGAGGUGGAGGAGAGAACCCCAACCCUUCUCUUCCUCCUCCUCCUCAUCAUCCAUCUCUUCAUCCUUCCCCCCUGACGGCCUCGCUCGGCUUCAGCCCUCCAUCAUUUCGACACCCAUUCCCUCUCCCCCUCAUGGGGUACCCCUUUCAGAGCCCCCUGGGCCCACACGGAGGACCUGGUUAUCCACCAGGGCCCAAGGACCACCACCGGUCCUCCCCUGAUUCGAUGGACAUGACCCGGGAAACGGUCAGCCUCAGAACCAAAAUGGCAGCUCUUGGAGGGGGGCAUCUCAGUCAUCACCACAGGCAGAGCUCGCCGAGUCAACACGGGCCAGAGGGUCUGUCCCUGUCGCUCAUCAAGUCUGAGUGUGGGGACCUGCAAGACAUGUCCGACAUAUCGCCAUAUUCAGGCAACACUAUUCAGGAGGGCUUGUCUCCAAACCACCUGAAGAAAGCCAAGCUGAUGUUCUUCUACACCCGCUACCCUUCAUCCAACAUGCUCAAAAUGUUCUUCUCUGAUGUCAAGUUCAACCGCUGCAUCACCUCCCAGCUGAUCAAGUGGUUCAGCAACUUCAGGGAGUUCUACUACAUCCAGAUGGAGAAGUUCGCCCGGCAGGCCAUCAACGAGGGCGUGACAGCGGCCGAGGAGCUGACGGUGGGGCGGGACGCGGAGCUCUUCAGGGCGCUCAACAUGCACUACAACAAGGCCAAUGACUUUGAGGUUCCUGAUCGAUUCCUGGAGGUGGCCCAGGUGACCCUUCGUGAGUUCUUCAACGCCAUCGUCGCAGGAAAAGACGCGGACCCCUCCUGGAAGAAGGCAAUCUACAAGGUGAUCUGCAAACUGGACAGCGAGGUUCCCGAGGUUUUUAAAUCCCCAAACUGUCUACAAGAACUCCUCCACGACUGACUAGGACAAAUGAAACGAGACAAACCUCCAAGGAGCGUGAGAAGACUUUAAGAUAAGACUUUAUUCAAGUUGAACUUUCCUGCUUUAAGUGGAGGUCGUUUUUGUUCAUCUUUUAAAGGAACCUGCCCUUGAAAUGUUUUAUAAAGCAAGAAAAUAUUCCUCAUCAAGACUUCUAUGAGGGCUCGGACUCAUGAGUCACCAAACUAACACGUUACAUCAAGACUUUUAUAAAUUAAAAGCAAAACAGAGAAAAAGAACCUCAUUGCACUUACAGAAAAGCUCCUUCUUGCUGAAGAAUCCUCUUCGUUUCUGGAGAAACAACGGAUGAAGACGACGUAGGAUCCAGAGCGAGCUAAAAAUAAAGAAGAUAAUAUAUAAAAAUCUUUUUAUUGUGGAUGUUUUUAAGUUUCAUGGACAUUUUUUGAGAAAAAAAAGUGAUGUUUCUGUAUUUUUCCUCCUUUGUAUAAGCCUCUCUUCUAUGAUCCCUCACAUAGACACAAAUGCACACACAAAUGAAAACACACAAAGACACACAAUCUUCUUGAAUAGGAAAGCACAGUAGCAUUCCCAAAUCCUCACCUGAAUCCACACAAACAAACUUAGUUGUUGUUUAUUUCCCUUAUUUCCCCCUUUUUUUACUGUACUGAGACGUAACGGGUGUGUUUAUUUGAUUUUUGACUGUGUGGCCCCACCCUUCCCUGGACGCCCCUCUUGACUCAGGUACCCAGAGCAACAGGAAUAAACAAUUUCUCUCUAAUUUCUUUGAAUAUGAGUAAAACGUUGGUCCAAAAUGAAGGUGCACUGUAUCAAAAUGUGUUUUAAACAGUAAUAAAUCCUGUUAAAAAAGGUGAAAUAUGUAACCUUUAUGCAUCAAAAUGUCAAAAAGAUCACAAAUAUGUGAUGUAGUUCGCUUUGCUGUUUGCCUAAAUCACCCUAAAUGUUUAAUGAUGUUUCAACCCAGAGAAAUACAUCAAUGGUUUUAAAUUAUCAGCCUUUCUUAUGGAAAAAAAGCAGAUUAUAGGUCAGAAAUUAAGAACUGGAGACAGCGGAAAUGUUCAUGUAAGCAUCGACCCACAUAAUCCCACGCUACUUAACAGCGCCAUUAAGUUAUGCCUUUUAUCAUUGUUUCAAUAAAGGACCUCUCUGCUAGGACUUUUAAACUACAUGUUUGGCUUUAGCUUGACUUCCUUUACUAAAUUAUUGCACCAAACCUACAGACAGCUUUAUGAGAAAACCUUAAAUGCUGUUAUCUACGAUUUGUGACAAAUUUAUCUACUUCAAGAGGUAAUUUCAAAGUGAAGAACUGUGAUUUCUUUUUGACAACAGUCUUAAAGCUCUUGUGAGGAAUCUUUCAUUAGUUGUGAAGCAGACCAACCGUACGGCUGAAUCUAGCAUCUUCCAUAUAGCAAUGGUCAUGUUUCUGACUGCAGUUCAGGUCAGUGGGCCUCUUUGUUGGCAUUACUGCCCGGAUGUAAAGAUAUUCUUAAAUUUUGAAAAAUUCCCAACAAAUCAGAUUUAUCUGUAAGGAAAAGAAGGAAGUUAGGAUCACAGAAGGUACAAAAUGUGACAAAAUGCUGAAAAUGAACUAAGGAAACAUGUUUCAUAGGCUUUCAGAUGCAUUUUUUUCUUCAUGAUUUAAACUUUAGG
Cheilinus undulatus (humphead wrasse) is the source of this 4657-nucleotide messenger RNA. RefSeq names its product prospero homeobox 1a (gene prox1a). Gene Ontology annotation, cellular component: nucleus. Gene Ontology annotation, molecular function: DNA-binding transcription factor activity, RNA polymerase II-specific; RNA polymerase II cis-regulatory region sequence-specific DNA binding. The record is from RefSeq and is a predicted model, not a curated record. Gene Ontology annotation, biological process: regulation of transcription by RNA polymerase II. The coding region runs from base 350 to 3010 and encodes 886 amino acids. The transcript has 7 exons. Lineage: Eukaryota; Metazoa; Chordata; Actinopteri; Labriformes; Labridae.